CCUUUCUCAUCCCAGAAAACAGCCCGCAUCACAGCAUUGAUACUCUUUGCGCCAUACAGCAAUUCACCAUGCUCUACUCCUCCGUCAUUGUCGCCGUCUCGGCUCUUGCUGGCUUCGCCGCUGCUCAGAACAGCACCGUCAUCGCCUGCUGCGAGGUGCCCGUUAACAACGUGUCUGAGGAUCUGAGGCAGUCAUGGUGUGACGCCCAGGAGAACACCUGCGUCGACCUCUGCGGUGGCCAGGGUGACAUCGCCAGCAACGGCAACACCUGCGAUGCUUCUACCCUCGAAUACACUUGCAAGUGCUCUAAUGGCACCACAAUUGCCGAAGACACCAUGAAGACUUACCAGCAGACCGUUCCUGCCCAGAUGUGCUACUUCUGGUACGACGCUUGCAUCAACGCCACCAUCAACCCCACCACCAAGGAGGGUAACGCUGCUCAGCAGUUCCAGUGCACGCAGGCUCGCGACGCCCAGUGCGGUAACACUACUAUCGACGAGUCCUCAUCCGGCUCCUCUUCCGCGUCAGCCUCUGCCUCGGGCUCCGGUUCCGCUUCCCGCACGUCUGCUGCCUCCGGCACUGGCGCAGCUGCCACUGGUUCCAGCACCGCAGCUGCUUCCGCUGGUGCUGCUGUCGCCAACUUCGCCCUUGGCACACCUGCUCUGGCUGGUGGUCUCCUCGCCAUCUUCGGCCUUGCCUUGUAGAAAGGUUCAACUAUCUCAGUGCGGAUAGCGGGCCGGUCCCUAUUGGGUCGUUGUGGUAAUAAUGAAGGAGGAUAUAGGUUUCACGAAGUUACUUUGGCGUCACGUUGCAGGGUCUUGUAUGCUCGCUUGCGCAUGAUAUGGUGGAGGAGAAGCUCGAGGAGCUUUAAUGCGAUGAUAUGAAGGAUACACGACUUGCAAUACCCCGAAUCAAAUCUUCAACUGUUCAAAUAUCUUCUCUCUGCAUACAUGAAGUCUUGUUACAUGCAACCUUACAUCCGCUCAGCUUGCCGGUCAUUGUAACGCAUUUUCCUUGUGUUGCUCGCACAUGUAGC
Messenger RNA from Macroventuria anomochaeta, 1036 nucleotides. RefSeq lists its product as uncharacterized. The transcript is spliced from 3 exons. The coding region runs from base 69 to 704 and encodes 211 amino acids. The record is from RefSeq and is a predicted model, not a curated record. NCBI's taxonomy places the organism in Eukaryota, Fungi, Ascomycota, Dothideomycetes, Pleosporales, Didymellaceae.